Messenger RNA from Thyridium curvatum, 873 nucleotides. RefSeq lists its product as uncharacterized. The coding region runs from base 1 to 873 and encodes 290 amino acids. Gene Ontology annotation, molecular function: acylglycerone-phosphate reductase (NADP+) activity; triacylglycerol lipase activity. The transcript has 2 exons. Gene Ontology annotation, biological process: phosphatidic acid biosynthetic process; triglyceride catabolic process. The record is from RefSeq and is a predicted model, not a curated record. Gene Ontology annotation, cellular component: endoplasmic reticulum; lipid droplet. Lineage: Eukaryota; Fungi; Ascomycota; Sordariomycetes; Thyridiales; Thyridiaceae.
AUGGCAAAGAAAUCUGUUCUGAUCACAGGUUGUAGUGAGGGUAGUCUCGGCUAUGCCAUGGCCCGGACUUUCAGCGAGCAUGGGUUUCACGUCUUUGCAACUGUUCGCAGCCUCGCUAAGGCCGGUGCCUUGGUCAAUGACGAUGGUAUUGAGGUGCUCAUCCUCGACAUCACUUCUAAAGAUUCCAUCGAUGACUGCGCACGGGUUGUGGAGGAGAAAACCGGUGGUUUGCUAAACGUGUUGGUAAACAACGCCGCCUACAGCCAAUGGUUCCCGCUCCUCGAUGUCGAUCUGGACGAGGCCAGACGAGCGUUCGACACCAAUUUCUGGAGCAUGCUUGCCAUGUCCCAGAUCUUUGCGCCCAUGCUUAUUCGCGCCAAGGGCACUAUCUGCAACCAUGGGUCAAUAGCUGGUUGCUUUCCGAUGCUGUGGGACGGCAUCUAUGGGAGCUCCAAGGCAGCAGUCAGGCACAUGUCUGAAGUCCUUCGAUAUGAAUUAGAGCCCCUGGGUGUCCGUGUCAUCUGCAUCCUCAUUGGCAUCGUGGAUACACCCAUGUGGGACAAGCAAGACCAGCUCAACCUCCCGCCGGACUCCUUGUACAAGCCUGUACAGACUAUGAUUGAUCAUGUAAGAGCCGCGGGCGAGGGAAUCAAGCCGACAGGGCGAAAUACCGCCACGCCAGAGGCUACUGCCAAGGCUAUCAUUCGUCAUAUACUGGCUGGCGAGAGCGGGGUCUUUUGGGAAGGUGGAAUGGCCAGGAGACUGAAAUAUCUUAUUGCCUGGUCACCGGUUGGGGUGGUCUUCAAGUUGAUGAAUAAAGGAAGAGGAUCAAAUUCUUUGCGUAAGGCUCUGGGUACAAGCCUUGCACAAUAG